Pediculus humanus corporis (human body louse) is the source of this 1305-nucleotide messenger RNA. RefSeq lists its product as uncharacterized. The transcript has 2 exons. The record is from RefSeq and is a predicted model, not a curated record. The coding region runs from base 1 to 1305 and encodes 434 amino acids. Lineage: Eukaryota; Metazoa; Arthropoda; Insecta; Psocodea; Pediculidae.
AUGUUAAAUCCGGACGAAGAAGAAGGAGAUGAUAAAACGAUAGUCCUAAAUCCGAGUAACGAGAAUCGUGCGGAUGAAACGCUGGAAGAUAAAAGUCCGAGUAAAACGGAAAAAUCGAGAGAAGCAGUGGAAAAUGUUGAAAAAAAACCGGAAGGAGGUCAGGAAAACGAAGAUGAAAAAAAAAACAAAGAAAAUGCAUCGGCAACUCAUUUCGCGACGAAAAACCAAGAGCUUUUCCUCAUUGAAUUUUUAGUCGAUUGCGUAUCAAUCGAUGCGUGUGCCGUGGAUCAAGAAAUAUUAGACGGACAAACGUGUCUUUCUUUAUCGUUUUUAAAUUUUCCACCCAUGGAAAUAUGCGAAAAAAAUUACGGUAAUAGGAAAAACGGUUCGGAAAAAAUCAAAUUCAAUUGUGGUAAAUCUUUAAUGUUUGCUUUUAACGAAUACCAGUGCGAUCAUCCUCCGGUACUCACGUUAGAAAUGACCGUGUCGAAAAAACUACACAACAACUUGUCGGGUGGUGCACCCUACAAAGUCGACAUAGGAACCAUUAAAAUAUGCGUGUCGGAAUUGUUUCGUCAGAUCGUGGAUAUAGCUAAACUCACACCCGAUAGAUUACCCGCAUCGAAAUCGAUAAAAGAUUGUUUCAUGUUGAUCGGACCGGGUAAAAGAACCAUGGGCGAAGUUAGCAUAUAUAUAAGAUUUUCUUGCUUGGGACAAAACAUAAUAACGGAAUUUCAAUGUGGAUCCGAUAUAAAAUCAAAUCCCGUUUUAUUUAAAAAUCGUGAAGGAAAAAAAGUAUUCGAAUUUAAAGGACGUGACGUGGGAGAUGACGAUCCGAACGGUGCGAAAUCAUCAUUGAAUCCGAACAAAGGAAGAAUCGGUUGCGGUUGUAUUAAAAUGAAUACCGAUCAAUCACAUACGACACCUCGCGGAGGUCAAGGGGAUGGUGAAAGGCUCAAUAUAACAACAUCAACAACAAAAGGAAAUAAACUGGUUUUAGACAUGACGGAAAAAAAAAAAUUACCCGGACAAACGGAUGCGGAUAGAAAAGACGGGACAAACGGUGGAAGCGGAUUGGAAAAAGGUGGCGAAACGAAACAAACAAACGAUAAAAAUCCGGAUGAAAAUUUAUUCGUAUUAAAAGUUGGCGACAAAGGACAAAUACCCGACAGGGGAAAAAUGAUUUUGGAAUUUAGAACACCCAAGCAAAAAAUAUUACCCAAAAUAAUACCCCCCUACCACGAAGACAUCGCCGUACAAACGGAUUUGGGUAAAAAAAGAAAGAGAAAAGCGAAAAAAAAAUAA